Neolamprologus brichardi is the source of this 593-nucleotide messenger RNA. The record is from RefSeq and is a predicted model, not a curated record. NCBI's taxonomy places the organism in Eukaryota, Metazoa, Chordata, Actinopteri, Cichliformes, Cichlidae.
AAGCCUCGGCUGACUGUCCCCUGCUGCUCCAUCGUGGAUGUGAGGAGCACCACGGCGCUCGAGGUCCCCGACAAGGAGAACACCUUCCUGCUGCAGCUGGACGGGACGACGCAGUACGUGAUCGAGACGCGAGACGCCGUUCAGAUGAGGGCGUGGCUCAGUGACAUCAGGAACGGCAUCUGUCUCAGUGAACAGGAAGAUGCCGAGGGUGUGUGCGGGGCGCCGUUGGACAUCAGCGGGACACCUGAGAUCGGUGACCGCCUUUCACAAGUGUGUUAUGGCGGGAUCGGCGGCUCCUCUCCUCUCAUGGAUCCUCUCCCGCCCGAGCUGCCACCUCGAGCGCCUCUCGAUGAACCAGAUGGCCGGAUUCACGGAGGGGGCGGGGCUAGUCUGGGCACGCCGUUUGCUGAGACGCCAGACGCCACAGGGUCUUUCCUGUUCUCUGACGUGACGCCGGUUGAGGCGGUGGAGCACCCGCUCAGCGAGUGUCAGUGGUUCCACGGCACGCUGUCCCGCCUCAAAGCCGCUCAGCUGGUGCUGGCUGGAGGCCCGGCGAGCCACGGCGUCUUUCUGGUCCGUCAAAGCGAGACGCG